AAAACCCCUAUCUCAGUCAGGUACGGAGGGAGGGAAGAUGACGUCUGCAGCAGGUGGAACGCCACCCCAAAACCCUACCCCUCCUGCAGGAGAGGCGGAGCGGCGCCGUUCCCCCAUCCGGAAGAAGACGGCGACGAGAACGAGGGAUGAUGGUGGCAAAGAGGAUGUGGUGAUGGAGGAGGAGAAGGAGGGCGCCUUCCUCCUGGGUGAGCCUACCUUCUUGGACCUGGGUGGCGGGCGUUUGCGGUGCGUGGAGACGGGGCAUGAGCUGCUCGCCAAGGACGAGGAGGCCUACGGCCGCACCAAGGCCUGCCGCCUCGCGCUCAUCGACGCCGCCGUUGCCCAGAAGAAGCCUCCCCUCAACAUGUUCCAACCCCACCCCACCUCCAAGUCGCAGCUGGUGUGCAAGCUGACCGGUGAUUCGGUGAAUAAAUCUGAGGAACAUAUCUGGAAGCACAUCAAUGGAAGGAAAUUCCACAAUAAAUUAGAACAAAAGGAAAUGGAGAAGCAUUCCUCUGCAGAAGCAGUGGAGAAAGACACAAAACAGUCAAAGAAGCAAGUGAAGUCAACUCUGGGUUCUCGCAAUAGAGUUCGGAAGAAAGACAUCAACAUGAAUGAUUCACAUACCAAGAAGACAAAGGCAGAUGAUGAUGAUGAUAUGGUGGAGCCUGAAUUUUGGGUUCCUCCUGUUGGAAGUCGCUGGGACCUUGAUGAUGGAAAAGAUCGUUGGGAUCCUCAAACAAACAUGGUUGAUGAGGCAGAUGAUGGUAGUGGCCUAGAUGGAAUAUCUGAAAAAGAUGACCCAGAAACAAUUGAGCUUUCCAAUCGGACUAAGCGAAUGUCAAUAGUUGUUGGCCCCAGCAGCUUUGCUUCAAGGAAGAAGAAGAUUAAGAAGGCUGCAACCCUUCCAAAUGGUAGUUGAAAUAAGAGCAUUUUGACCUACAAAACUCAUCACUGGUUGUGUCAUUUAUGUGAACAACAUCACGCCAAGAAGUUGCUGAGGAACAUCUGCAUGCACCAUCUCUUUCCAACCGCGCUAUCAAAUGAUCCAUCUUAAGUAAAAGUUAUUGUGAAGCGCCAGUUACUAUCCGUUUCACACUGGCAUAUGGUUUCCAGCAUAAUUAAUAGUGAAUUUGCAGUGAUGAGUUGGUGACUGCAAAAUGUGUUCCCUCUUGAGCAUGUUCAUUUACAUGUAUUAGAUCCUCUAUCGAGAUCCUCUAGUCCUUAUGUUCCUCUAAAUGCUUAUGAUUUAUUUGACUCAUUCUUAUACCAAACCUGCUUACAGGUGAAAUCCUAAUGCAUUUCAUGGUUAUCAUGA
Musa acuminata AAA Group (dessert banana) is the source of this 1318-nucleotide messenger RNA. RefSeq lists its product as uncharacterized. Lineage: Eukaryota; Viridiplantae; Streptophyta; Magnoliopsida; Zingiberales; Musaceae. The record is from RefSeq and is a predicted model, not a curated record. Bases 38 to 922 code for a protein of 294 amino acids. The transcript is spliced from 6 exons.